This is a messenger RNA of Aphanomyces astaci, 1392 nucleotides long. RefSeq lists its product as hypothetical. Lineage: Eukaryota; Oomycota; Saprolegniomycetes; Saprolegniales; Verrucalvaceae. The record is from RefSeq and is a predicted model, not a curated record. Bases 249 to 908 code for a protein of 219 amino acids. The transcript has a single exon.
GGUUGAUGAAAAUAUUAAAAUAUUACAUUAAGUGAACGCCUACGACUACUAGUCGUCGCUAGGAUCUCGGGGUGGUGGUGGUGGUGGUAGAGUUCUUGGAGGGCAGAGUCGUCGGCGGUGGUGGCGGCGGUGGUAGCAGGUGCUGCAUCGAAGCCGUCGGCUGUGGUUGGCCAUACCGAGCUACAUUGUUGUACGCAUGUGGUUUGGUCGCAUGUCCAGGGUGUGGUUUGUGGGGGUCGGACGCCGCCAUGCACGCCAGCACCGCUUGCAUGUUGCGGUCCAUGGCGGUCAUCUGCGCCUUCAUCGCGUGGAGGUCGGCCUGGAGCGCCGUGACGACGUUGGUGAGGUCGUGUAUCCGAGACGUGAGGAACUCUUCCUGGUCCGUGCCCUUCUUGGGCUUGGGUUUGAUGAUCGGGAGCUCGCCCUGCAUGCCUCGGAUGAACUGCGGGUGGCUGAACUCGUACAUGUGCCCCUGGCGCUUCAUGCGGCGGAAUCCGUACGAGUUGAGCUGCCGCGCAAAGCUCUCAAACUUGAUGGGCUUGAAGUACAGUGGGAUCACCUUGCGCUCGAACGUCGGCACGUCGUACACGGCAAAUGACGUGCCGUUGUCGGUCCACCCCGCGAUGGACGGCGCGCACUUUUCCAGCAUGUUGUACAGCUUCUUCAUGUACAAGCGCGGUUUCUCGAGCACUUGGCGGUCCGCGUCCGUGUCGUUGGUGGACGAUUCCAAGUGGUCGUCGUGGUCGAGUUCUCGGGGACGCUUCAAACCUCCCUGUUGUGGUUGCACUCGCUUGGGACUGCAGCUUUCGAUGUCGGUUCGCGCGCCGUCGGGGCUCUCCUCGGGGUUUGUAAUAACGGCGACUGUCGUAGCUGCAGACGAUGGACGAGGAGUAUGCGAGAGAGAUUGAAGCGAUGGAAGUGUCGGUGUACUUGGCUGAGUCGUCAUCGGUAGACACGGCGGCGUCUGCAUGAUCGCUUUCUUGUCGUCCAUCGGUGACGCCUUGAUGGACGCUUCAAGCGCCAACCGAUCGCGGCUGGCGUAACUAAUGAUCGACACGCUGGCCGGACGAGUCCACUGACUCAACUUACUCACGCGAUCGUAGUAGUAGAGCGUCAGACUCUUCUUGUCCAGGCGUUCUUCCCAGUGGGCGGCACCGUCGCCGUCGACUGCCGGUGCCGGAGACUCGGCAAAGUCUGGUGGCCGUUCCCACACGCUCUCCUUGGUCUUCUUGUUGUAGUAGUACGAUAACCCGUCGAGGUUCUUGUGCUCUGUCCACGUGUGGCCGCCGACGGGACCUCCCGAUGCGGCGGCCGCGCUUGGCUUGGUCGCGUUGUUGUCGUCCAUCUCGGGAAUAUCGGAGAACUUCCUUCGAUAUUGGGUUUGUGUGGAGA